Tetrahymena thermophila SB210 is the source of this 435-nucleotide messenger RNA. Its product is annotated as iron-sulfur cluster assembly accessory protein. Lineage: Eukaryota; Ciliophora; Oligohymenophorea; Hymenostomatida; Tetrahymenidae. Gene Ontology annotation, cellular component: mitochondrion. The record is from RefSeq and is a predicted model, not a curated record. Gene Ontology annotation, biological process: iron-sulfur cluster assembly. The transcript has 4 exons. Gene Ontology annotation, molecular function: iron ion binding; 2 iron, 2 sulfur cluster binding; 4 iron, 4 sulfur cluster binding.
AUGUUUGCUUUAAAUAAGUUUAAACUAGCCUAAAAGUUGACAAGUUCAUUAUUUACAAAACAAAAUUAUUUAUAUUCCGUCUUAUAAGACGAGAUUAAGUUAACAGAUAAUUGCAUUAAAAUGAUAAAAUAAAAAAGUAGAAAUGAUAAAUUUUUGAGGUUAACUGUAGAUUCAGGAGAGGGUUGUGGUGGAUUUGCAUACAAAUUUUAAUUUGAUAAUAACCUUACUGAGGAUGAUUCUGUUUAUAAAGAAAAUGAAGAAAAAAUAUUAUUUGUUUGUGAUAACUUAACAUUGAAUUUUAUAAAAGGAGCAACAGUAGACUAUGAAUCUGACAUGAUGAAAAGCGCUUUUUAUGUAUAAAUAAAUCCAAAUGCAGAAAAGGAAUGUAGUUGCAAGUCUUCGUUUUCUCCAAAAGAUUCUGUUUUUAACUUUUGA